UGAAUCCACCUUUAACACAAACGAAGAAGAAAACCGGAAGCGUCGUUUUCCUCCUGCUGGCGAUAGCUAAAGCAACGUUGGUGUCAUCGUCUUAUCGGGGUUUGACAACAGAAACAGCGGCCUUAUUUCGUGUCCAACCACGAAUACUUAUUUUCACUGGGGUCUCUGAAGAGAUGAACAACAACGGGAAUAAGAGAGCUCCAACCACAGCCACCCAGCGACUUAAACAGGAUUACCUCAGGAUAAAGAAAGACCCUGUGCCUUACAUCUGUGCAGAACCUCUCCCCUCCAACAUCCUAGAAUGGCACUAUGUCGUCAGAGGUCCCGAGAAAACUCCUUAUGAAGGAGGAUAUUAUCAUGGAAAACUUAUUUUCCCACGUGAAUUUCCCUUUAAACCACCAAGUAUCUACAUGAUAACACCGAACGGGAGAUUCAAGUGCAAUACAAGGUUAUGUUUGUCCAUCACAGACUUCCAUCCAGACACGUGGAAUCCUGCAUGGUCCGUCUCUACCAUCCUCACAGGUCUGCUUAGCUUCAUGGUGGAGAAAGGCCCCACUCUUGGCAGCAUUGAGACCUCUGACUACACAAAAAGACAGCUGUCAGCCCAAAGCCUGGCCUUCAACCUAAAGGACAAAGUGUUCUGUGAGCUGUUUCCUGAUGUGGUCGAUGAGAUGAAGCAGAAACAGAAGGCCCAGGAGGAGUUAAGCGCCCGCACUCAGCCCCUUCCCCUCCCUGACGUGGUGCCCGACGGAGAUCCCCAGCAGGCCCACUAUGGCCUCCCUGCCCUCAACGGAGGCCCCGUUCCAAACAGGGUCGCUAACCCUGCGCCUGGCCUGCAGCAGGCCAACCGCAACCACGGACUUCUAGGUGGCGCUCUAGCCAACCUGUUUGUGAUUGUAGGCUUCGCGGCAUUUGCCUACACAGUCAAGUACGUGCUGAGGAGCAUAGCCCAAGAGUGAGAGGAGUGGGUUUUGUAGGGGCGACGCUCCCCCCUACAGGUGAGCCAGCAAGUGGACUCCACAUUUGACAAAUACACUACGUGGGGGAGGGAUGUUCAGUCCUGGGUUUAACCCCUCCACGACCACCACCACCACCACCACCAUGGACUUUGGAAGCCGACCCACCCAGGAAGGACCAAGAUUAGGAGGAGGGGGAGGAGGUGGGGGAGUGGAUGGGAGUGGGAGUAGCGCUUAUUAAAAAAAACGGUUGUGAUCUCCUCUGUGCUUCAGUGGUUUGUGUCAGCAGCAGAAAAAACUUGGCUCAUGGGUUGUGGAAGAGUGCAGAACCAUAGCAGGCUGUAGUUAUUUGCUUCAUGCUGAAGGAAGGUCACAACGACAGGACAUGCUUCUCUGAUGUGAAACACAAUCCACCAAUGUUCCCCAUCACUAACAUCAAAUUGCCUUUAAAAUCAUGCCAGUAGCCGCUCCUCUGUCUAUCACCUGUACAGGAAUGUCCCUCCACAACGGUGUCAGUUCAGAGACUAGACUCUUCAGGGUGUGAUCUGAUGCUCCUAUAGGGACAGGUGACUCAAAGUCAGGAAAGGAAGCACAUAAAAAGAAUGCCACAGAAGACUAGCUGUGUGGUUUUCCCUAUGAUCCCAAGAUUCAAGUUUAACAGCGUGGGAAUAAAAAGAAAACCCAAAAGAUAGAAAUGCAAAAAGACCAAAAUCAGAGGGCAGAAAUGUGACAUCUGUACAACCUUAUCAGUACUUGUGUAUCUCAUUGUUAGGAACUACUUACUUCACCAAAGCUCACACCUGAUAAUGAUGGAUUACAGUCUGAGCAAGUAGUGGAAGGAAGUAUCUUUCCUAGAGCACAGUACUGAAGUGUGUUCAUUUCUGUUUUACUCUUUAUUUAGAGCUCAAAAUAUGAAAAUGUUUCACAGCCAAUGACUCUGUGGUCCAGAUGUUGUGUGCCCUCAACCCAUGAGCCAAGCAGUGACCCCCUUGUCUGCACAGAAGUCACUAGAGACCAGUACCUUUUUUAAAUUGGCCAAGCUGACCAGUAUGGCACCGCUCUAUAUAGGUCCAAGAAAGGGGACACAUGAAGAGAACCAACAUUUUUCUGUAUAUUCUUUUCUUUUUCUUUGUGUUUUGUUCUCUUUAUUUAUAGAAACGGCCUCGACUAGUUUGUCUUGGUUCUGAGGAAACAUCAAGUGUUUGCUGAGCAUUUGUGUGUGAGCAAACACAGACGGGCCGUGGCGCAGGCUCACAUAAUUGCUGAUAAUUUACUGUCGUGCAUUGCAUUUAGUACAGAUUGAUCUACUGUGUAUCUAAUGUUUCAACAGAAACAUUCACCUCUCUGUUGCUCAUUUCUUGGCACCAUCUUUAAAAAAAAAAAAAAAAAAAAAGACAACUGCUGAUGAUGGGAGUGCGUUUGUGUGAUUAUGCAGCAAAUGCCCAGAUUUCCAGGCUUCAGUUAAUCUUGUGUGACGUAUGUUUUCAUAGUAAAUGCAAAUAAAUUACUCUGCUUUGCAGGGCAUUUUAGCAAA
Molecule: messenger RNA, 2490 nt
Organism: Notolabrus celidotus (New Zealand spotty)
Lineage: Eukaryota; Metazoa; Chordata; Actinopteri; Labriformes; Labridae
Gene: ube2j2
Product: ubiquitin-conjugating enzyme E2, J2 (UBC6 homolog, yeast)
Exons: 7
Coding region: 174-959 (261 amino acids)
Source: RefSeq, a predicted model, not a curated record